This is a messenger RNA of Linum tenue, 7850 nucleotides long. The record is from the annotation of a GenBank genome assembly. NCBI's taxonomy places the organism in Eukaryota, Viridiplantae, Streptophyta, Magnoliopsida, Malpighiales, Linaceae.
GAUCUGAAACCCUAGAAACCCAGAAAGAGCUCAGUGAGUCGUACACCGACAGCUCGAUCCAAUUUCCAAUCCAACCCCAAGCAGUUUCCCCCUGAGCUCGGUCCACUAGAUACGCUCUCAGAAGCCCGACCCGUAACCCUAAAUAACAAAAAAACCAAAAACCCAAAAUCCGAAUCUGAACGCCCACACCUUCCCCAACCCAACCACCGACUCCCGAUCUAUCUAUUUUCUCUCUCUUCGCGAAUCGAUCGAAAGAGAGAAAGUUCUCCGACGAACGAACAAUGUUACACCAACUCGGCUGAAUGGAGCUCAACGAUUCAACCGCGAUUGCCGCCACCGCCGCAACUCUGCGCUCUCCCCUCCCGAUCGAUCUCAAUGAGAUCCCUACUUCGUCCUCCUCUUCUCCGCCGCUGCCGUUCGGUCUCGAGGCGGAGCAAUCCGAGACCUACGACGACCUCGUCGCGCCAGUCGACCUCGUCCGCUCUUUCCACGACCAUCCCGACCCCGCCCCGGGCCUCGCGGCCGGUCUGCCGCGGGAAGGGGCGUGCGGCACCUGCGGCGGCCCCGAGGCGCAGGGCCACGUCGUCGUCUGCGACGGCUGCGAGCGGGGCUUCCACCUGGCAUGCGUCGAAAUGCGCGGCGGCUGUGGCUUGGACGCAGCUGGCUCGUCCGAGUGGCUGUGCGCUGAGUGCCUCGGCGGCGGGGUGAAGAGCAAGGGGUGGCCGUUGGGGUUUAAGAAUAAUAAGAGGAUGAUUUUGGACAUCAAUGCUUCCCCUCCUAGGGAUGCGGACGGGGAUGGGGAGCCUGCUGAGGACGAAAGGCUUCUCCAUUUGAGGAAGUGCACUCCUGGUGAUAAUUCUUCUGAUGGAAAUGCAUUUGGUGCCCCAGUGACAUAUUCAAAUCUUAUAUAUGCGGGGAAUGGAUUUGGGCUGAGAAAAGGUUCAGGAAGGAUGAUGCAUGCAUUCAGAAUGGGGUUCAGGGAUAUAUUGCAUCACGAUGCAGAUAGAGGUUUAGAGGAAGUAAACUGGGGAUUUCCUAUAGGAAAGUGUAGGAGUGGUGAUACCACAAGUAUCAGAUUGCCAUCUAGGAAUCCAAAUGAGCUUUUUCUUCAGGGUCUUAGAGAAUUUGUUUCUGAAAGGCAUGGUGUGCUGGCGGAAGGUUGGCGUGCAGAAUUGAAACAUUCUACAAGUAGUUAUGAACUGUAUGUGGUUUAUUGUUCUCCAGAUGGGGAAACUUUUGGUACAAUGUCAGAGGUUGCUGUACAUCUUGGAUUGAAUCCUGUUAGUCAUGCAAUGGAUAUUGAUAGAAGUGACGGUUCUUGCUCUCAGCUGCCAGAAAAGCCACAUGCAUAUAAGAGGAGAAAAUACAAGAAAAGUAAGGAAGUUUUGGAAAACGGCUAUCAUAAGCAUUUCCUGUCAAAUAUUGUAAGUGGAGGGAUUGCUGAUGGAAAGUUGGGGAAAGACAGGGAAGUUAAAACUGAUGAUAACGGUACCGGGGGUGCUGAGCCAUUUAGUGAUGGAUUCCCAGUUCAGUUUGAAGAUCUCUUUGUUAUUUCUUUGGGAAAAAUUGAUGCCAGACCAUCGUAUCAUGAUGUAGGACACAUUUGGCCAGUAGGUUAUAGAUCAUGUUGGCAUGAUAAGGUUACUGGAUCAAUGUUUGUACAGGAAGUGGAAGAUGGUGGUGAUUUAGGACCUGUCUUCAGAAUCAAGAGGUUUUCAUGCUCUGUUUAUCGCAUUCCUGAGGUUUCAACUGUUUUGGUUAUUGACGAGUUUGCCGUGCAAAACAAUGAAGAGAGUUGUAGUGAGAUAUGUGAUGGAGAUCCAGAAAAUGUUGAAAGUGUUGAUAUGCUUCUUAUGGAGCAUUCUCCCCCUAGUGAAGAUGACAUUGUGAAUUGUCUCAAAUGUGUAUCAAAUGAACCUAUUACAAAGACAUCGGAGAGCUUGCAAAAUAGUGCAGUCUCUGGCUUGUGUGGGGUGCUUUCAUCGGAUAAGCUGGACAGAGAUUAUAUUGGUGAGAUCUUGGUGGAAGAGCAGUCACCAUCGUUGGCUUGGAGAAAGUUAGCACAGAAAUUAGUUGAUGCUUAUUCUGAAAUUUUUAAGCGUGAAGGCAAAGUUAGGCUGUCCUGCUGCCAUGCUGAUAUUGUUGCUGGAGAACCAAUCUGGACUCGGAGGGAUGGGAAGUUAGAAACUAAUUUUGCUAUGCUGACCAAAUUUUGCAGUUCCCCUAACUAUCUUGGCAUUCCUUUGGUAUACGAGGGCGAGGUGGGCUUAUUGGCAGCUUCUCUGUCGAAAUGGCUCGAUGAGGAUAGAUUUGGAUUGGAUGUAGAUUUUGUCCAAGAGAUGUUAGAAGAGCUUCCUGGUGUUGAAAUUUGUUUCAGAUAUGAGUCUCUGAUUCAUAGAAGGAAACAUACUAGAACCUUAACACUAGAAAAUGGACUCGUAACAGCUAAAAGGAAAUCUGGUGUUCAAUUAGAUAACUUAUUUCGAAGAUCUAAGAAAGCAAGGGUGAUUGAAGACAGUGUUAUGGAUUAUCCUCCAGGAAGGCUGUUGUGCCCCAAGCUUCCUUCUUCCGUCCUUGUUGGUGAUCUUUAUCAGGUGUGGGAGUUGCUGUGUCGUUUCCAUGAUAUUUUGGACUUAAAAGAUCCCCUUACGUUGGGGGAACUUGAAGAGGAAAUUAUCAACCCAUGGUCUGGUUGCUCAAUUGAUGGGUGUACCCUUACCAAGAAUGUUAGUGGAAGUCAUGCCCCCGAUAUUUUAGGACUAGAUAAAAUGGAUAGCCUAUUCCAGUCUUCAAGAGUGGAAAAUAUGGCAGUCCAUGAAGAUGAUCCGCAUGCUUUUAUACCAGUGGAGGCGGAAAUUGCUACUGAUGCUGCCCAAACUGAACUUGCCUCUGUUAAUCCCUUUGGAUGCAUGGGAGCAUCUUUGACUAGGGCUCAUAGUGCACUCUUAGCUGUUCUGAUAUGUGAGUUACAGUCCAGAGUUGCUGCACUUGUAGAUCCAACUUUAGAUUCUGGGGACGCAAAAUCAAAAAGGGGCAAACGGAGAGAGUCAGAUAAUGCAAUUUCUGCCAGAAGAAGUAAGCUUAGUAUGCUUCCUAUCAAUGAAUUGACAUGGCCAGAAUUAUCCCGGAGAUUUGUCUUGGCAGUCUUGUCCAUGGAUGGUAACCUUGAAUCUGCUGAGAUUACUGCUCGUGAAAGUGGCAAAGUAUUUCGCUGCUUGCAAGGGGAUGGCGGGGUGCUGUGUGGUGCACUUACUGGGGUUGCUGGCAUGGAAUCAGAUGCACAUUUACUUGCAGAGGCUAGGAAGAAAAUUUACGGAUCCUUAAGUUGUGACAUGGAUGUUAUUACCAUUGAAGGUGAAGUUGCAGAUGCAAGUGGAACUAGUGAAAAGAGUGAUCCAUGUGAUGUGACCAUGCCUGAGUGGGCUCAGGUGCUGGAGCCUGUUCGAAAACUGCCAACCAAUGUUGGUACCAGAAUCAGGAAAUGUGUUUAUGAUGCUCUUGAAAAAUGCCCACCAGAUUGGGCAAAGACAAGAUUGGAACAUUCGAUAAGUAAAGAAGUGUAUAAGGGCAAUGCAUCAGGACCAACAAAGAAAGCAGUACUUGCGGUGCUGGCAGAUGUACAGAAUGAGAUAGCAAUGCAGAAUUCUGAAAAAAGAAAUAAGAGGAAGAUGGCUAUCGCGAUAUCCGACGUUAUAAUGAAGCAAUGUCGGAUUGUCUUACGCCGGACUGCUGCCGAUGAUGAUGGAAAAGUUUUCUGUACCUUGCUGGGAAGAAAUCUACUAAAUUCAAAUGAUAAUGAUGACGAAGGACUCCUUGGAUCUCCAGCCAUGGUUUCUCGUCCUCUUGAUUUUCGGACUAUUGAUUUGAGAUUAGCACUUGGAGCUUAUGGGACUUGCCAUGAAUCCUUUCUUGAAGAUGUUCGAGAGUUGUGGGACAAUGUGCAGGCUGUCUUUCAUGAUCAGUCUGACCUGUGUGAGUUGGCUCAGACGCUGUCCUGCAAUUUUGAAUCUUUGUAUAAGAAAGAGGUUGUCAACCUUGUUGAGAAGUUGGAGGCGUAUGCUAAAAUGGAUCACUUAAGUGAAGAAACUAAAAAGGACUUGGAGGAUGUCCUUGCCUCUGUUAAAGAUAUUCCAAAAGCGCCCUGGGAUGAAGGUGUCUGCAAAGUCUGUGGUGUGGAUAAAGAUGAUGACAGUGUCCUAUUAUGUGAUACUUGUGACGCGGAGUAUCAUACCUAUUGCUUGAGUCCGCCUCUAGCCAGGAUCCCGGAGGGAAACUGGUAUUGCCCAUCUUGUGUCAGUGGUGUUUGUGGCAUUCAGCAGGCAUCACAAACCAGUCAUGUUGCUGGCAGAAGUCUACGCAAGAAGUACCAGGGCGAGGUGACCAGUGCUUACUUGGAGAAACUUGGACGUUUAUCUGUUGUAUUAGGAGGAAAAGAGUAUUGGGAGUUCACUGUGGAUGAGAGGAUCUUCUUGCUCAAGUUCUUGUGUGAUGAGUUGCUUGGCACAGCUCUGAUCCGUCAACAUCUGGAGCAGUGUAUGGAAACAUCAGCAGAGUUACAACAGAAACUCCGAUCAUUUGUGGCUGAAUGGAAAAAUCUGAAGUCCAAGGAAGAAUUCAUGGCUUUAAGAGCUGUGAAAAAGGAUUCUUGUUUCAUUGGUGAAAGAUAUGUGAAGGAAGGUGUAACUUCUGCACUUAUGACUUCAUGUAGUCAUGUGGUACAGCCAGUUAGUUCAAGUGAUCGACCUACACUUUGUAGUCCUUUAUCAAAUGAAGUAUUGACAAUGAAGGGCUGCGGAGAACGAACUGGGAUAAAUGGCUGUAGUGAGACCUCUAUGGAUUCUCAAAUCUUUCAUGGUGGCAAUGAACAAGCUGUGUGUAGCCAAGGUAAAGAACAGCAAGUGUUGAUGGAUGGUAAGAAUAGAAGCUAUCAAGAGAAUGGUAAUUUUUCUGCACGCGAUCAGUCCCCGUCAGAAAAUCAUUUGGCACAGGUUGGUGAUGCUAUCAUUAAAAGUGAAUCCUCGGAUUCACAUGGACACUUGACUACUGAUAAUAUGAAUGAGCCACAAAACUAUGAUACCGAGCUAAGUUCCCUCAAGAAUGACAUUCUUAUGUUGAAGAACUCCAUUAUGAGCAUAGAAUUGCAGCUGUUUAGGUUGUCUACCCGGAGAGAGUAUUUGGGAAGUGACUCUUUGGGUCGCUUGUACUGGGCUUCAGCUGUGCCAGGAAAGAACCCGUGUGUUGUUGUAGAUGGAACCUUGACACUGCAGCAAAGAGAAAUAUCAGGUUAUAGAGACCCAGUAAGCAGCAAGUUGGGGACCAUUAACUCUCGCUUACCUUCUGGAAGACUUAAGGACAAUGCUGAGGUGCAUCCCUACUGGAUUGCGUAUGAAUCUGAUUCAGAAAUUAAAGAACUCAUUGGUUGCUUGGAUAAUGACCUAAAACAGAGAGAACUGAAAGAGUCUCUUCUGCAACUGCUAAAGCUGAGAUCUCUUGAAAAUCGCCAAAUUUGUUAUUCAGUUGAGGCUGAGCACCAACCAGCACCACCAGUGGAUCUAAACAAGGAAAAAGAUUUAUCUAGAGAUUGUGUCACUACAAAAGCUGCGAUGUUUAUGGAGAAGAAAUAUGGCAAGUUCGCUCAGUUAGAGUCUGGUCACGUGUCAAAUAAGUUGUUGGAAAAGAAAAGAAUGACUGAUGGAGAUAAGAUGUACAGGUGCGAGUGUUUGGAGCCAGUUUGGCAGUCUAGACUCCAUUGUUUCACUUGCCACCGAACUUUCAUUGAUGAUGCUGAAUUGAAGGGCCAUGGUGAUGGCACUUGCUGUCAAACUCAGAAGAAGUGUGAAGAGAGUAAUCAUUCUAUUAAGCUCAUGGGCGAGAUGGCUUCAGAGGCAUUUAACAAUAACUGCACGGGCAAAAUUGCUGAAUCUUCUAAAAGCAGAUCUGAUCCCAGAUCUAGGCUGGAUAAAUUUCAAAGUGAAGUGAUACCAUGUCCCUACAACUUUGAAGAUAUCAGCUCUAGAUUUGUUACAAAAGAUUCUCUCAUGGAGUUGGUGCAGAGUAUAGGUCUGCUUAGUUCGAAUGGUGUACCGUCUUUUGUUACGUCUGUUUCUCCUUAUGUCAGUGAUUCCACUGUAUUGUUGAUUUCUGCAAUGAAAGAUGGAGGUGGAGGUGGAGGUGGUAAGUCGAAUCUUGAUAGGAGCCAGGUUGAUCAACCAGUUUCUGAUAAAGUUUCUGGGAAAUCAGUUGCUGAUGAAACAAAUGAGCUUGCAAGGACUAAAAAGUCUUUUUCUGGAGGUCCAGAAAGGCGGGAUCUUAAGUCUCACUUUGAUAGACGGAGUUCUGAAACCAGGCAUUUGAAUCAUUGUAUAAUUCCUUCUUCUGCACAAAGGCCAUUACUAGACAAAAUAUCUGCACCUAUUAUGAGGCAGCUGAAGAUAAAUUUGCUAGACAUGGAGGCUGCGCUACCUGGAGAAGCCUUGAGGGCUUCAAAGUCAGGAAUAGAAAGGAGUUGGGCCUGGCGUGCCUUUGUUAAAUCGUCCAAUUCAAUUUAUGAGAUGAUCCAAGCGACAGUAGUAUUGGAGGACAUGAUUAAAAGAGAUUACUUACGUAAUGAGUGGUGGUAUUGGUCGUCUCUCUCUGCUGCUGCCAAAACUGCCACCAUUUCUUCCCUGGCUCUGCGGAUAUUUUCCCUUGAUUCUGCCAUUUUUUAUGAGAAAGUUCUGUCCAAUUCGGAUUCUCCAGAGAAGUUGAAGCCCAUCAGUAUAUCUGAAGAGAAAACAGUGCAUCUGGAUUCACCUGACAAAAGCAAGACAGGGAGGAAGUCUAAUAACAAGAAAAGGAAGGAACCAGAAGGUUAAUGGAUGGUUGUCAUUUCUAAAUAAUGAGAACCUAGGUGUUAGACUCAACCUUAGGGUACAAUCAAAAUGAAGCACGAGGGAUCUUAUUGGGUGCAUACCUGUUCAUCUCAACGGCUCAACCUCAAAGCAUUUUGAUGGAGCUGCUGCCUUGGGUGCUUCACAUUAGUGUAUAUAAAAAUAUGCUGACACGCUAACUCGAAUGAUGGAUUGACGAGUCAACAAAAUGCUCUGGUUCAUGCAAUUCAGAGUAGUCUUGUACAAAAAUGAGCAGGACCAGCGCCGUGGUGAUUGCUGCUGCUGCAGAAAAUAAUUUUGGUGCGUGAGAAAACGAGAUGAGUUUUUUAGAUGGAAGAAAAUCCAUGUAAUGGGGAAAUCAUGUUGAAAAAGUUCUCUGGUGGCUUGCUGAUCAAAGAAGUCUAAUUUACUUGCACUACUUUCCAACAGAAAUGUCAUUCACUGAGGCCUGGAGUAUGAUACGCUGUAGGGACUGCUACUUAUCUCCCGGAACCCUCAUCUGGAGGUGCCGACGAACAAUUCUAGAAGUUGCUGGAGCCAGGUUUUCAAAACUCCUCACAACAGGUACUUUUUCCUCACGUUCCGAAGUUUCUGUGCGUCAGGCAUCCUCCUUCCUUCCCUGCGUCCCCUCUACUUUCCCUUUGAACGAAGUGUGGCUAUUUUGGGGCAAAUACUGGUUAGUGUUUACACUGAGGCUCAGUCUCUUUAAGGUGACUGGUCUGUAGUUGUUUAGCGAGCCAGUUUUGUUAUAGUGAGCUUUUCGGCACUUGGGGUUCCGUUGCUCAUUGUGUAAUCUAUGUAACUCUGGGAUUUGUAGUCUGCCGAUUAUUACCGAAGGAAAGAAUGAACUGGAAGCUGGGAGACGGAUUUAGUUAGUGACUUAGAGUUUAGGGUUGGACUUCUUCAUGGAAGUCAUGUACUAUACUUGUCUGAUUUGAAUCAAUGUCAAUCUAAUAGCUUCGUCCCAAUCGAAUCUUUGCU